AUGAGGUCCAUUUUGAUCCUCUCCCUCCUCAGCUGCUUCUUUGCAGCUUAUGAGGCCAAAAUCUUCUCCAAGUGUGAGCUGGCCCAUGUGCUGAAAGCCGCGGGAAUGGAUGGCUACUACGGCUACAGCCUGGAAGACUUCCAGGUCUCCAGAACAAUAGAAUUUAUGGAUGAUAACAUCAGUGAUGACAUCUCCUGUGCCAAGAGGGUUGUGAAAGAUCCUAAUGGGAUGUCUGCCUGGGUGGCCUGGGUAAAACACUGCAAAGGCAAGGAUUUGUCCACAUACCUGGCCAGCUGUAAGCUGUGA
Manis javanica (Malayan pangolin) is the source of this 306-nucleotide messenger RNA. NCBI's taxonomy places the organism in Eukaryota, Metazoa, Chordata, Mammalia, Pholidota, Manidae. The record is from RefSeq and is a predicted model, not a curated record.